UGACAGUUGCUGUCAAUGUGAAAUUUGUCAAAUAUUUUUGGAAAAUAUCUUGAAUUUUUAAGAUUUAUUGAUUUUCCUAGGAAAAUUAUUAAACGUAAUUUGCAUUGAAUUAAAAACUAAUAUAAAAUAUAUAUAAUGGGCAAAAAAUCUGUUGUUGCAUUUAUCAAAGAUUUUUAUUACGAUCCCUUCAAAUGGUCAGUGGUGAAGAGUGUUGGAUUUUUCACAGUUGGAGUUGUGAUUGCCAGCGAAUGUACAGGGCUUGAGCUAAUGCCAGCUACACCACAGUAAAGUUAAAAAUAAACAAUACCUCUAACUAAAUAAGCAAAAUAAAGUUAAAAAUGUUAUAUUAUUUAUUGUUAUUUUAUCUCACACAAACUGUGAUGUGUGAAAAACAACCAAAUUUUGUUCUUGUGUUAACAGAUGAUCAAGAUGUAGUAUUGGGUGGAAUGAAUCCAAUGAAAAAUGUUCGGAGAUUUAUUGCUGAGGAAGGUGUAACGUUUACCAACUCAUUCGUAUCCUCUCCAAUCUGCUGUCCAAGCCGCGCCAGUCUCCUCACAGGGUUGUACGUUCACAAUCACCUAACGCGAAACAACAGCGUAGCGGGAGGCUGUUAUGGAGAAAAUUGGCGCCAAAAUGAACAUCGAGUGUUUGCAAACGCACUGAAAAAUGCUGGAUACAAUACAUUUUAUGCUGGAAAGUAUUUAAAUGAGUAUGGUGUAAAACACGCCGAGGGUCCAAGUCGCGUGCCGCCUGGUUGGUCGGAGUGGCACGGUUUGGUCGGCAACUCUGUAUACUACAACUAUACUAUAUCCAACGAUGGUGUCCCCACACACUCCACUGACUUAUACCUCACGGAUGUUAUUAGAGAAAUCAGCAUAAACUACAUAGAAAAUCAGACAAAAUCACAACCAUUUCUUAUGGUGUUAGCUCCGCCGGCCCCACAUCAACCUUUCACCCCAGCGCCACGUCAUAAAGGCGUCUUCAGCAACGUUACUGCGUUGAGACAACCUAAUUUUAAUGUAGUUGCAGAGGACAAGCAUUGGCUAUUACGAAUGCCGCCGUCUCCCCUGCCCGAGUCAAUGAUGUCAGAGCUGGACAAAGCGUACCGUUCCCGCUGGGAGGCUUUGCUAGCCGUUGACGAAAUGGUAGCAGAUGUAGUGCAGGCAUUAGAAAUUAACGCGUUAAUGGAAGACACGUAUAUAAUAUUCACUUCAGAUAAUGGUUAUCAUAUUGGUCAGUUCUCCCAGGUCUACGACAAAAGACAACCUUAUGAAACAGACAUUAGAGUCCCCCUCUUAAUUCGAGGGCCAGGCAUAAAGAAGAACACACAAAAUCCCCAGCCAGUGACAAAUAUCGAUUUGGCUCCUACAAUUCUACAAUUAGCUGGCUUGGAACCUAAAAAAAUGGAUGGGCAUCCACUAGAACUAUUAAAAGAAGAGGAUAACAUGGAGAGGUUAAUGCUGGUGGAGUAUUAUGGAGAAGGAAGAGACGGCACUGUAGACCCGAAAUGUCCUUGGAUAUACGAUAGUGAUCAUCUUGCUGAAUGCCAUCCACUGUAUGAUUGCAAAUGUCAAGAUUCAAAAAACAACACAUUUGCAUGUAUAAGACAUAUAGCUGACCGGGUCAAUAUGAAGUAUUGUUUGUUUGCAGAUAAUGAGGUGAGAUUAUACAACUUUGCCGAAAUGUACGAUCUAUCAAAAGAUCCAUACGAACUGGAAAAUAUAGUAAACGAAGAGUUUCAAUCUAUUGUACUUUGGUACAGGAAUUCAUUAGUUCGUCUGCUAUCGUGUAAAGGCAGAGAAGAAUGUGACCACGUGAAUACUAAAAAAGACAGUAUCGAUACAUUUUAACUCAUAUCAUUCCAAUAAAGAUGAAAUAAUUA
Messenger RNA from Galleria mellonella (greater wax moth), 1882 nucleotides. RefSeq names its product N-acetylglucosamine-6-sulfatase-like. Gene Ontology annotation, biological process: glycosaminoglycan metabolic process. Bases 339 to 1850 code for a protein of 503 amino acids. The transcript has 10 exons. Gene Ontology annotation, molecular function: N-acetylglucosamine-6-sulfatase activity; glycosaminoglycan binding. The record is from RefSeq and is a predicted model, not a curated record. NCBI's taxonomy places the organism in Eukaryota, Metazoa, Arthropoda, Insecta, Lepidoptera, Pyralidae.